Leptonychotes weddellii (Weddell seal) is the source of this 1696-nucleotide messenger RNA. The record is from RefSeq and is a predicted model, not a curated record. Lineage: Eukaryota; Metazoa; Chordata; Mammalia; Carnivora; Phocidae.
GUCAGCCGGCAAAUGAACAAUGUGAAGGAAGGUGUUUGUGUUGGAUAGCAGAAUAAAUCAUUGCCUACUCUUUAAAAUCUCCUAUUUCAGUAUAAUGCUUACAAAGCCUUUCAUUGCAGGAGACAAAGCAUGUAACUUGAUGAUCUUCGACACUCGAAAAACAGCUAGACAGCCCAACUGCUACCUUUUUUUCUGUCCCAGUGAGGAAGCUUGUCCACUGAAACCAGCAAAGGGACUUAUGAGUUACAGGAUAAUUAGAGAUUUUCCAACUUUGGCCAGAACUCACUCGCCAAGCGGAGAGUUAACCCAAGAAGAUUCUCUCCUCCGUGGCCAGUCUUCACGGGGACUCACUCCCACCCCCGCUCCCGUGACAGGUUAUUCAAAGCCCACUGACAGCUUCCGGAGAGAGGCAUUUUCUCAGAAGGUCGGAUCCUCAGAUCACUUGGAGAAACUAUUCGAGAUGGGUCAGGCGAGUACACCCUUCCCUGUUUAUAAAGAAGAAGGCCAUUCUCAGAGUUCACAGUUUUCCUCAGAGCAAAAAAUAUCUCCUCUGCUGCCUGAACAUGUGACAACACUCCCCACGACAGGGACGGUUGCCUCUCGGCGGAUCACCUCUGCCCCUCCAAAGCCUGCAUCGCCCCCCACCGCCAAUGCUCCCGGGAUACCUUCUGUGACUUCUGAACCAGAGAUGGCCACCUCAGCUCCAGCCCUAGCCUCAGGCAAGUCUCAGCCCCCCACAGACCUCCUGUCUACCAUUUUGACCCGUGCUGCAGUUAAACCCAAAGCUAGCCUAGCUACAGUAGCUGUUUCAAACACCAUCCCUGAGGCACCCAUGGACUGGAAAAGCCCCCCAGAAACGGCACCCUUUCGAGAAAUUUCCAACCUCACUUUGAACACAGAGGAUGCCCAUAAUAACCCUGCUACACUUUCUUUGUCAACAGUGGGUUCGUCCACUGCUACGCCGCUUUCGUCAAAUGUGGAUUCUUCUCUGAAUAAAACUGCUUCCCAGGAAAAUGGGAAGGCCAGACCCGGUGGUUCCUCCCUGAACAGUGUUCCAGAAAGUCAAGACGGCCUUCCAUUUGAAAAAUGGCUCCUCAUCGGAACCCUGCUCUUUGGGGUUCUGUUCCUAGCCAUAGGCCUUGCCCUCUUGGGCAGAAUGUUCUCGGAAUCCCUGCACAGGAGACGUUAUUCGAGACUGGACUAUUUGAUCAAUGGGAUCUAUGUUGACAUCUAAGGAGGAAACUAGAUGUCUCUUCAUUCAUGUAGUUAUUAGCGGCCCAAACUCAGUGACUUCCUGCUGACUCGCAGAUCUUAGCAGGAUGUCUGAAGCAUCUUGAAGAUAGGCAGAUGCCCCCUACCACUUUCUUUUUGCUUGGCUUUUGAAGACAAGGGGAGAAAGGACACAAAUUAGGUAAUUUGAGUGAUCUAUCUCUAAAAUAUUUGCUGAAAACAAAGCUCUACCUAAAGUAAUAAAGUAUAAUUGGCAUAUAAAUUCAAAAAUGACUGGCUUUUUGCAAGGAAAAGUGGUUAGGACUUUUAGGCUCCAGUUCAUUAACAUUUCUGGUUCCAGAUAAAGUCAACUGUUUAUGAUAUUAAUUCUAAUGGAUUUACUUUCUUUUUUAUAUGAAUUCCAAUAAAAGUUAUUCCAGAUGUAUGUCCUUCCAAUUAAAUAUUUGAAUAAAUCUUUUGUUACUCA